This is a messenger RNA of Dromiciops gliroides (monito del monte), 3174 nucleotides long. RefSeq names its product protein phosphatase 3 regulatory subunit B, alpha (gene PPP3R1). The transcript is spliced from 6 exons. The record is from RefSeq and is a predicted model, not a curated record. Lineage: Eukaryota; Metazoa; Chordata; Mammalia; Microbiotheria; Microbiotheriidae. Gene Ontology annotation, molecular function: calcium-dependent protein serine/threonine phosphatase regulator activity; calcium ion binding. The coding region runs from base 576 to 1088 and encodes 170 amino acids.
CCCUCACCGCCCUGCCGUGCCCCGUCCAUCGCCCCCUCUUCGCCGCAGCAUCGCGCUCUCUCUCCCUCUCUCUCUUCUGUCUCUUUCUCUCUUUCUCUCUCUCCCCUCUCCCUUUCUCUCGUUCUCUUCUUCCCCUUCCCUCUCCCGCCCUCCUCCUCCUUUUUCUCGCCCGGAGGUUGCGGGUCAGCGAGAGCCACCGCAGUGAGCCUGUCAGCGCUCCGCCCCGGCGCGAGUGCGAGGCUGCUGCCGCCGCCGCCGCCGAGCCGCCCUCCCCCUCUCCCGACCCUGCUCUCCAAUCGCCCUCCUCCUCCUCCGCCGCCGCCGCCGCUCCUGGCCCUCCACUUCUCCUCUUCCUCUUCUAGUCAUCCGUGUGGUUAGUAUCUCCUCCGCAGACGCUCCCUCCUCCCCCGCCCCCCGCGCGGCCCUCCCCCGCGCCCCCCAGGACCGAGAGCCCCGACCGGGCCACUCCGUCGCUGCCAGCUGCAUCUGCAGCUCCUCCCUGGGGAUCCAGCCCGAGAGCCGACGCCCGUCCCUCCGACCGAGCCAGCCAGCGAGCGGCCAACCCAGCGUCCGACAUGGGAAAUGAAGCAAGCUACCCCCUGGAAAUGUGCUCACAUUUUGAUGCUGAUGAAAUUAAAAGGCUAGGAAAAAGAUUUAAGAAGCUUGAUUUGGACAACUCUGGUUCCUUGAGUGUGGAAGAGUUCAUGUCUUUGCCUGAGUUGCAACAGAACCCAUUAGUACAGCGAGUAAUAGAUAUAUUUGACACAGAUGGGAAUGGAGAAGUAGACUUCAAAGAAUUCAUCGAAGGAGUUUCCCAGUUCAGUGUCAAAGGAGAUAAAGAACAGAAAUUAAGGUUUGCUUUCCGAAUCUAUGACAUGGAUAAAGAUGGCUAUAUUUCCAAUGGGGAGCUCUUCCAAGUGCUGAAGAUGAUGGUGGGGAACAAUCUGAAAGAUACACAAUUACAACAAAUUGUAGACAAAACCAUAAUUAAUGCAGAUAAGGACGGAGAUGGAAGAAUAUCCUUUGAAGAAUUCUGUGCUGUCGUAGGAGGCCUAGAUAUCCACAAAAAGAUGGUGGUAGACGUGUGACUCUCUUUAGAGCACCGCCCAACACUUUUGCUUUCUUCUCCAUCUCUGAAGAUCUGCUCAAGACGUCCAGCAACGCUAUCUGUGUAUUUAAAUGGAAGUAUUUUUCUCUGUGAAGCCACAUUUUCCAACAUGAGCCUCAUGAAGCCAACUAAGUGUUAUUGAACUCUUAUUCUCUCAAUAACUCCGUGUAGCACUUUAAAGUCUGAAGGACAGCAAGAUGGAAAAGAGCAUAUCAUUGUGGUGGAGAAAGGGAAGGGUUGGCUUUUUAAUUUAUUUUUCCUCAUCUUUUAUAACAAGGAAAUAUCUAUAUAUACAUAUGUAAAUAUUUAUAUAUAGAUAUAUGUAGCUUUCUAUAUGUAGUAGGUUGGCUUUAAUUUAAUAUACUUGAUUCAGAAGCAAAACUAGAAUACAAAAGUGCCAAGCAGAACAUAAACAGUUCGAAAUAUGGAUAUAUACUUACUUUUAUUUCACACAGUUUUAUAUAUAUAGUAGAAGUCUGUAAAAUUUAAACUGGGUGUUAGGUCAACUGUUUUCCUUUUCCUGUGAUAUUCAGAUGUCUCAUGACAGAUUGAUAAAGCAUUGUUAACUUCCUGCUAUUUACCUUAAUUACUUUUUUUGUAACACAGGAGUCUAUAAGUUUAUUUAUACCUGUUAAUAUAUUACCAGGGACUGUGUCUCUUUGCUAAGCAGCUUUUAAUACACUUCUGAUGAAUGAAAAAAUGUAAUUUCAAUGCUAAUGCCAAGAACUAGUCCUUGUGUUCAUAUAGUAACUGUGCAAUGCUUGUGGCCACUUCAUUCUGUUACUUAGUAACUGUGGAAACAGUUGCAUUUAUUAAAAUCUCCCUAAGCAAUGUAAAUUAUUAGCCGUAAUGGGUUAUUUUAUACACGACAGCUAGAUUUGUCUCGAUGCAUUGCUUACUUAAAGAUGAGGAUUUGAGAAUAUCAUGCAAUUAUCCAGAAUUCUCACUUUUGAUACAUUGUGUAGUGAGAUGUUUGUCAUUAAACUUAAUGUUGGAAUCAUGUUUCCCUUCUGCACUAGAAGAAUGCAGGUAAUGUAACCUAUUGUAGGUAGUCUAACUAAUAUUUAAUGCGUGUGUAUAUGUAUUAUGUACACAUAUUUAUACACGUAUAUUUCAUACAAGGGGAAAAUCUUGUUAACCUAUGCCAUAGAAAGAAGAAACUUUCCAUUAUCCAAAUUUGUACUAUCUCUCUCUCUCUCUAACAGGCCUAGAGAGUGACAUUUAUUUCUAGAUUUGCCCAAAUCAUGAUUUGUAAUGGAUGCUAACUUGCUAUAUUUGUGUGACAUAAAAGUAGUGAAUCAUGUUUUACCAACUACCCUUCCCUUUCUGCAAUGGUACUAUUGGCUGGAAAAAAAAAUGUUAUUAAACUUUUAGGGCAGUACAGUCUUUCCUAGUUUUUCUAUUUAACUGGUUUUAUAAUCAGCAAUAGAAAAGUAAGGUUGUAUGAACCUUCUUAAAUUGAGCACCUCUCUGCCAUAGCUGUUCCUUCAACUGAGUGCUGCACAUCAUGGGCUCUGUCUGUGAGAGAGAAAUCCAGGUGCUUGGUGUCCUUGCAUGACAUGGAGUUUUGCAUGUAGAUCGAUUUGAAAUGUACCUCUUGUUUACAUAAUUUGCAUAAUUUAAAAAGAUAAUGUUGCCAAACUUUGGUAAAUGUUAAUGUUCAAACUGAAAAUCUCCACUACAUGUAACUUUCUUCCUCUGGAUCAGUACGUGGCUUAUAAUCCCAGCCAGUGGUUUGAUCUGUUCCAGUGUCAACUGCCAUGUGCUCUGCUUCAAGGGGGAACUAGUCUUUUGUGAAUUUUUUGUACAUAAGUAUUUGUUACAGAUAUUUUAGCAAAUGCUUUCUAAUUCUCUUGCUUGUGCAUAUCUUGGCUGGCGUUAUAGAAAAUAGUGCAAAUAUCAUUUCUUUAUUGGGGGAUUUUUUGUUUUGUUUUGUUUUUUAGUUUGUUGGGGGGAAUGGUUUAUGUUGAAUGUUAGUUUUUCUUUUGCAUGCUACAUCAUGUUGUGUGGGAUCUUUAGGAACCUUCAUACUAUAUGAAUAAAAAAAUAAAACAUUUGAAACUUGC